Molecule: messenger RNA, 982 nt
Organism: Mytilus trossulus (common blue mussel)
Lineage: Eukaryota; Metazoa; Mollusca; Bivalvia; Mytilida; Mytilidae
Exons: 2
Coding region: 166-879 (237 amino acids)
Biological process (GO): NAD+ biosynthetic process
Molecular function (GO): nicotinate-nucleotide adenylyltransferase activity; nicotinamide-nucleotide adenylyltransferase activity
Source: RefSeq, a predicted model, not a curated record
AUACCCGCACUAAAAAUAGAAUGGAUUUUCCGUACGCCUUAUUUAUAAAUAGUACUACACAUGAUUGCUAGCAAUGGUGAAAUCGACUACCUGUAAAUAUUGACAUUUAUCACUGACAUGAUUAUCGUCUGUAAUCCAUAAAGCACAAACCAGCGAGAGAUAAAAAUGGCCGAAGCGGGGACGAAACAGAAAGUUAUAUUGUGUUUAGGUGGAGCCUUCAAUCCUCCGCACAGUAGACAUGUUAUGGCCAUGGUAUUGGGGAAACAGUGGCUUGAAUCAAAUACAAACUACCAAGUUGUGACUGGAAGACUAGCCGUAGCGCCGGAUGGAUAUGUACAAACAAAAUCAAGGAAAACAGGAGCUAAAUGCAUGAAAGCAAAACACAGGAUAAAACUUUGCGAGCUAGCUUGCUGCGAACAAAGAGAUUGGUUAGCACCAUAUCACCGGCCAGUUGGUUCCGCUGCGGAAUGUGGUGAAAAAACUCGACUUGAAAUGUUAAAAGAAACGGGAAAAUCAGAAGAUCUACAUGUGGCUGUGAUAAUCGGAGCAGAUAGAGCAAUGAACAAAUCUGGAUAUGCUAAAUGGCACAAGGAAUUCAAGCAUAUAACUGUGUGUAUAGGAAGGAAGGGAGAAACAGCCAGAAUUCUCGAAAGAUAUGAAAAGGAUAAAGAUUCGGGCAGUAUCAAACAUAAACAGUUUUGCCUUAUACCAGACGAGCUUGACAAUGUUAGUUCCACAUCAGUAAGACAAGUUCUUGCUAAGAUGGAAGGAUCAGAAAGUGAUAAGGAACAAGUUAUGGAUACAUUAAUAAAUGACGGAUGGCUUAUUAAAAGCCAAAUGCUUUAUAUAUUAGAAAAUGAAUCGGAUCUUUAUUUUUGAUACUAAGAAAAACAAAUAAUAUUAUUAUUCGGUAUCUUUUUACGUCAGCAUACCUAUAUACAUUGAACAAUUGGAAUAUACUUUCGCACAAAAUUGAACUCGU